AUGCAGGCUCUGCACAUCGUUGUCAUGGCUUUGAACUUCCUUCACAACGACUGCUCUUAUGUGCCCCUAGGCCAAAUCCGCCCGUUGCCAAAUCCAUCUCAGAGGCAGAUGAUCUCUCAUCUUGCCCGCCUUGUCAAAGCCUUCGGCUGCCGGGGGGACUUUCCAAUCCCCGCGUGCGGACGACGCACAAUUCACCUCUCUGCACGCCUUUCGGAACUCACCGAGUUCCUCAACCGGUCGGGAGCCGCCUCGGCUCCCUACCUUCACGGAGUCGACAUCGAGGGCUCCGCGGUCCUUUUCGACACCUCCGUUGCUGAGGAGCUGAGGCCCUACCGGUCUCUCGAUGCGUCCCGACUGAAGCUAUCGGGGAAGGGCCAAUGGGACCCGACCCCUUGGCUCCCCAUUGAGCUUGUGCUUGCUUUCAGGGAGCCUGAAUCCAUCUCGAUUCCGGCUUCUCCACUACCUGGGGAAGUGCCCGACAUAUCUAGGGAGGAUCGCUCACAGAUCAUUGAGCUUGCGAGAAAGUGGGAUUCCCUUGGGCUUCUCCAUCUCUCGGUCAAUCCCCUGCCUGUCGAUUCGUCCUACCAGUAUGUAAGGAUCUUUAACGCCUACAAGUCUUCUGAGAAGGACAGGCAGAUCGGGGACCGCAGGGGCCGAAACCUAGCCGAAGGACGCAUACCAGGGGCCUCUCGCUACCUACCCACGGGCCCCCACCUUGCUGCUCUUGAGAUCAACCCCUCCACGAGUAGCCUCAGUGUGUGUAUGACAGACCGAAGCGACUUCUACCAUCAGUUAGCUGUCUCGCCCGCCCGGGCUGAAACAAACAAGCUUGGUCCGCCCAUCCCUUCGGCGGCGCUCUCGGGCACCAAUGCUUAUGGCUCUCUCCUCUCUAGGCUCGGGCUGCGCGAGCCUAGAGAGCAAUCGGGCGACUACCUCGGCUCUCAUUCUAGGGCCCGUUCCUGCCUCAUUCCUGAGGAAGUGAACGUCUGCUUCAAGGCGAUCCUUCAGGGUGACCACCUCGGCGGUCUUGUCAUCGACGACUACAGACCGGUCGGCCUCAUCCCUGCUUCUUGCCGUGCCCUCGCAGCCGCGAAGUCGGCCUACAAGGCUGCCUCUUUAAGUGGCUCUGACGAGAAGGACAUCGUCGAUGCCUGUCAGGCAAAGGUCGCAGGCGCCGAGAUUGACUCUUCGCCUCAGAAUCUCGAUCGGGGUCUCUGCACCGUCGGAGCCCCCAGAGAGAAGAGGCUCGCCCUCUCGGCGCUCUCACUUGAGGUCGCACGCUUGCCGGCUACCACUGACAGUCUUCACCAGUGCCUCCUUGGGGGUUGGACUUCUGCCCUCCUCUUUAGGCGGCCUCUCAUGUCCAUCCUCGGCACUGCCUUUGGUCUCUGCCCUACGGGUGUUUCGAACCAGAACGAGGCCAAAGUCGUCGCGCUCCCCCGACCUGUCGCUCAGGAGCUUACUUUGCUCGCCGUCCUUGCUCCCCUCGCGGUCUCUGACCUCUCGGCAACUUUUGGGUCUACGAUCUACGCGACUGAUGCUUCCGAUACCAAGGGCGGCAUUGUCUCGGCCCCCUGUCCUGUCGAGGCUCAGAGAGCCAUGUGGAGGAUUGACGGGAGGAAAGGCGGCUACUCCCGGCUACUUGCAAAGGAGGAGGCUCUUCUUGCCCGGUGCCACUUUUACUACUCGGAUGAGCCUGGCAGGAUUGCUUCCGUGCCCUCGCCUGUUAGGCCUCUGGCUCAGCACUGGGACUUCAUAGAGGUAUGCGGCGGGGUUGGCGGGGUCUCCAAGCAGAUGCACAACUUGGGAUUUGUCGUGGGGCCUGUUCUCGACCUCUCGCGGUCGAAGGAGUACGACCUCGGGGACGACCUUGUCUUCGAAUGGCUGGCUCAUCUCCUUCAGAGCGGGAAUCUCUCGUCCUUCAUGGUUGAGCCCCCGUGCACUACCUUUAGCCCUGCUGCCUACCCGGCGUUGAGGAGCUACACGACUCCCUUUGGCUUCGAUCCUACCGAGCCGCGCACCCUCCUUGGGAACCGGCUUGCUUUCCGGGCACUCGCCCUGCUUCUUGUCGGGCGCCGCACAGGCGCCAUCGGCCUCUUAGAGCAGCCUCGCCGAUCCAAGAUGGCCUGGCUUCGCCAGUGGCGCCAGCUCCUGGCUUUGCCCAAGGUCUACGAGACCUGGACCGCCUCCUGUGCUUUUGGCUCGCCACACCAGAAGGAAUUCCGUUUCCUUUCAGUCAACGGGGACUUCCAUGAGGUUCACAGGAAGUGCUCCCGCGAUCAUACACACGUCAGGAUCGAAGGCAGCCUGACAAAAGGCUCCGCGGUUUACACCGAGGGCCUAUGCAGGGCACUGGCACUCACUUUCGCAUCUCACCUCCGGAGGACUCACCACGCUCACGAGGCUCAUCGUCUCGACGUAGGUGGCCUCGAGUCACUGCUCGUCAAUGAGGCUGCCUUGGCUCUUCCCUGGCGUACCGUCGCCAGCUGGUCCUGGAGGGGCCGUUCCCACAUCAACAUCCUCGAGGCUGCAGCAGUCUACCGGCUUCUUACUCACGUCGCCAGAAAAGGGUGCAAGGUGCGUCUCGUCAACCUUGUCGAUUCGCAUGUUGCGCUCUCGGCCAUCGGCAAAGGCCGUUCGCCCUCGAGGGGCCUGACCCCCAUCCUCAGGAGGAUCGCGGCAGUCCAGCUAGCCGCUGGCCUUUAUCCUGUCUUCCCUUUCGUGCCCACUCGGCUGAACCCCGGGGAUGCGCCGACCAGGGACUACGAGGUCCCAGCUCCGCUCCCGCCGGCUUUUCCUGCCCUCCUUGGCAGCUUUCCGCUCUCGAAUAAGGGGGACGUGCAGCGGCAGGCUUCGAGGUUACCCAGCGGGCUUCCUGCCGGCCGACCGGUUGAGCCCGCCACACAAAAGCAGAGAGACGGACUUCUGGGCAGUUUCAGGGACUGGCUGACAGAUCAAGGGGUCGGUUACGAUUCACUGAUCCUGUGCCCAGACCCUGAUACGGAUGGUGUCAAUGCAGUGCUGAUUAGGUAUGGUCGCCUUUUGUACCAGGCAGGACGGCCCUACACGCAUUACGCCGAGACCAUCAACGCAGUCGCGGCCGCAAGGCCCAGAUUGCGGAGGGCCCUACAGCAAGCUUGGGACUUAGCUUUUGCAUGGCGGAAGGAGGAGCCCCCACAGCAUCACUCAGCGAUGCCUUGGCAGAUCCUGGUCGCUUGCAUUGUCACUGCGGUUCUUUGGGGUUGGCCUCUGGUCGCAGGAGGCAUUCCGGCGCAGAUUUGCUACGAUCCUUCGGGCGCUACAGCUGCAAGUUUUGCCGGAGGGCCAGAGGCCCCUUGA
Molecule: messenger RNA, 3339 nt
Organism: Effrenium voratum
Lineage: Eukaryota; Dinophyceae; Suessiales; Symbiodiniaceae
Source: the annotation of a GenBank genome assembly